Messenger RNA from Penicillium malachiteum, 1569 nucleotides. RefSeq names its product putative NAD+ kinase Utr1. Gene Ontology annotation, molecular function: NAD+ kinase activity. Bases 1 to 1569 code for a protein of 522 amino acids. Gene Ontology annotation, biological process: NADP+ biosynthetic process; NAD+ metabolic process. The record is from RefSeq and is a predicted model, not a curated record. The transcript has 2 exons. Lineage: Eukaryota; Fungi; Ascomycota; Eurotiomycetes; Eurotiales; Aspergillaceae.
AUGAAAGCCCUUGCCUCAAGAACAUCUCUGUCCAAUACCAGUCUCGGUUCCGGCUCGAACAACUCUUCGACCUCGACAAGUUCCUGGUCUGAGCUGGUCGCCAACAAAAACAAUAGUGCCAACCAGAGCCCGCCCUCAUCAGACGAACGGGAACGUCGGUGUAGCAAUGCGUCAUCUCAGCGAUUAUCUGCCGCGCUUUCCAACUUGCAACUCAAUAGCUACCCUGCCACAGCUCGAAUGGUGAUGCAAUCGCCAUGUUAUUUCCAUCAGCGCUUUGACGAUGCGGUUAACAUUAAGAAAGUACUCGAGGAAAUCGCCGAUGAUGAGUGGUUGUCGCAUUCGCGACUGGUGCAAACUGCCACGGGGGUUCGAGAGGUAUCAAAACAAUUACAGCGACGGCCAAUCAAACGCGCAGUUCGUAAUGUCAUGAUCGUUACUAAGGCACGCGACAAUAGUUUGGUCCUCUUAACAAGGCAGCUCGCAGAGUGGCUGCUUUCAACCCCGCGUUAUGGAAGUGACCUUGGGGUGAACGUGUAUGUUGAUGCUAAGUUACGGAACUCCAAACGGUUCGACGCGCCGGGCCUCCUGCAAAAGGAACCACGGUUCACUCAGAUGCUGCACUUCUGGACCCCUGAUCUAUGUUGGACGUCACCGGAUAAAUUUGAUUUGGUUCUGACACUCGGAGGAGAUGGAACGGUGCUGUUUACUUCAUGGUUGUUCCAACGUGUUGUGCCGCCGGUCUUCUGUUUCUCUCUCGGAAGUCUGGGAUUCCUCACCAAUUUCGAAUUUUCGGAAUACAGGUCACAUCUUAAUGCUAUCAUGGGCGAUGUUGGUAUGCGUGUCAACUUGCGCAUGCGGUUCACUUGUACAGUGUUUCGAAAGGAUCGGAGUAAAGGAGCGGAGGUCGGGGCAGUUGAGGAGGGUGAACAGUUUGAAGUAUUGAAUGAAGUUGUAAUCGACCGAGGGCCAUCUCCUUAUGUGUCGAAUCUGGAAUUAUAUGCCGAUAAUGAGCUGUUGACUGUGGUCCAAGCGGAUGGCUGUAUAUUCUCCACGCCCACAGGCUCAACUGCUUAUUCUUUGUCCGCUGGCGGCUCCCUUAUGCAUCCCUCUAUCCCUGGAAUUCUUCUCACUCCCAUCUGUCCUCACACUCUCUCCUUCCGUCCGAUGGUCCUCUCCGACUCCCACCUCCUUCGCAUUGCAGUUCCAAAUACUUCGCGAUCGACCGCUUACUGUUCCUUCGAUGGUAAAGGUCGUGUCGAGCUUCGUCAAGGUGAUUAUGUCACCGUUGAAGCUAGUCAAUAUCCUUUCCCCACAGUUGUCUCCGACAGCGGCGAGUGGUUCACCAGUGUUCAGCGCGCUCUUCGUUGGAACACUCGAGGUGCCGUUCAAAAAGGUUGGGAUGGUGCUGCAGAUGGUGAUCCCGAUCUUAACGGCGAGGAAGAAGAGCAAUGGGAUAUCGACACUGACACUGGGCCUACCGGUACUGAUAGUGGUAUCGGUGCUAGUGAAGAUGGCGAUGCUUUUUCACCAAAUCCCAUGCGACGACAAAUGAGCUUGCUCAAUAUGUGA